CAAGGCGGGGGCCGGAGCCGCAGCCCUUCCUGCCGCUGCCUGGUGGAAGGCAACGCGCAGCGUCCCGGCCUGAGAGGACAAGAAAUUAGUCUAGAUGCAGUAAAUAAGGAAGAAGUCAGAAGACAUGGAGGAAAGGAAAAUCAAGAGGAGGAGCCCCAAGUCUUCCACUGCUCACCCUGCUCAGGUUGCCAACUCCAAGAAGAGCUCGGUGCCCGUCAGUAAAAGCACGGCCUUCUCAAACCCUGCGCCACAGCCUGCAGUGCAGAAACCAAAGCUGAAACGAGUAAUAAAAGAAAAGGCCAAACCUCCUGGAGGGGAACCCAAAGGAGCGCAGGCAGCGCCCAUCCAGCAUUCUUUCCUCACCGAUGUAUCAGAUGUCCAAGAAAUGGAAAGGGGGCUUCUCAGUCUCCUGAAUGACUUCCACUCUGGCAAACUCCAAGCAUUUGGAAACGAGUGCUCCAUAGAGCAGAUGGAGCACGUGCGGAGCAUGCAGGAGAAGCUGGCCCGGCUCAACCUGGAGCUCUACGGGGAGCUGGAGGAACUCCCUGAAGACAAAAGAAAACUGGCCAGCGACUCCAACUUGGAUAGGCUACUCUCGGAUCUGGAAGAACUGAAUUCAUCUAUACAAAAGCUGCAUUUAGCAGAUGCUCAAGAUAUUCCAAAUGGUACCACAGGCUGAAAGCUGCUGAUCUCUUUGGGAUUCUCCCAGAAACUUUACUACUGUUUUUCUUACCAUGGAAUCUAGAGUUGUUAUUUGACACAACAAAGAAUCAAAGUGCAAAUUCAGGUGUUUAUUUUUACACGUUCCUCUUUGAGCGCAGCAUUAUGUGAGGACUCACUACCUAGAGAUCUAAUUAUGUUGCUGUGAUGCUGAGCUUUAUAUUACUGCCUUAUUUAAUAGGAAAAACUGUGGGGAAAAAAACAUGGAAGUACACUUCUGCUUGGUGUUCUUCAUAUGUUUGAAGAGAGGUAUGUAUAGAAGUUCACUCGUCUUUCCCAGGUUGGGUCAAGGKAGCAGGGGCGCUGCCUUUCUGAUCGAUACGUAGACAAUCUGCACACUGUCUCCAGUGUGUCUUGCUGACCAGUGAUGCUACUGAGUUUAUAUUAAUUUAUUAAUAAGAGACACUUUAAGUACAUGGUGUGCUUUACUUAGAGGAGUUGCUAUCUCUUCAGCUGUGUUAAGAUGUGACCUCUUGCAUGGUCUGAAUGUUUGCAUUGACUCUUCCACUGCUCUGAAUAACUGUAAAACGUCACUAAAUCAGAACUCUCUUGGAGUCUAGCAGUCCACAGCAUUGGAUUGUGAAAAAUGCCAAACUGGAUAAAUGC
This is a messenger RNA of Nothoprocta perdicaria, 1326 nucleotides long. It is a transcript of the gene CCDC28A, whose product is annotated as coiled-coil domain containing 28A. The transcript has 6 exons. Bases 125 to 679 code for a protein of 184 amino acids. The record is from RefSeq and is a predicted model, not a curated record. NCBI's taxonomy places the organism in Eukaryota, Metazoa, Chordata, Aves, Tinamiformes, Tinamidae.